Molecule: messenger RNA, 830 nt
Organism: Exophiala mesophila
Lineage: Eukaryota; Fungi; Ascomycota; Eurotiomycetes; Chaetothyriales; Herpotrichiellaceae
Exons: 1
Coding region: 81-563 (160 amino acids)
Source: RefSeq, a predicted model, not a curated record
UGAAUCGGGACCAGACGUUUAACUUCACACUAUCCAAGACUCAUAGCAUAGGCAACUAUUCACUGUGCCGGUCAAACAGUAUGGAUCCUGACGAGACCAUGACUUCCUCCACGGAAUCCUCACCUUCACUCCCCGGUCCAUCUCGAGAUGUCGGAGACCUCGACGAGGAUGACAGCCUAUUUCCCGUCGAAGAUCCACAGACUCCUGCAAACAACCACCUAAAUGCGGCCGCCCCCGGAGAACUGUCACCUCCUCGUUCGCAGCCUCAAUCAGAUGAUAGUAUCCCUCAGGUCACCGUACCCAACGGCAACAAUCCUCAGGCCAACAUGACCGCCACACGCCAGUCUGCUCGACCCCAAAAUACCAACCAGGUUUCUCAGGAACCAAGAGAGGAACCAGGUGCUUCAGGAGAGCGGGAUGAACGACCAGGCUGGGGAUGGAGUAACAAAAAGGCACAGGAGGAAAUGCAACGAGCCUGGGACAAUAUUGUCGAUCGAGAUUUCAGUCUCACAGAAUACGGCGAUGUCGUGCUACUUCGGAAUGCCUUGGCAACCCGGACAUGAACAUCUUGGACUUGGGACCACAAGGAUACGAAACGAAACGAAGUGAAAUGGGCCGGUAAAGAGUCUGUUCCAACCUGUACAUGAUACUGCAUAGCGAAGGCGCAUGAAUUGACACCCAAAUUGAUGGGUAUGAUGAUUGCUAAUCACUGGGGACGGAAUGCAAGACAACAUGCGCCUGGAUCGAAGAGUCGAGCAUAUAUAUAUUCAGCAUUCAUCUUCUCUUCCUCCCUGAUCUGAUCUCCUCCUCCAGCCUUUGUGACUCGUGAC